This is a messenger RNA of Aspergillus glaucus CBS 516.65, 1100 nucleotides long. RefSeq names its product FYVE zinc finger domain-containing protein. The transcript is spliced from 2 exons. Lineage: Eukaryota; Fungi; Ascomycota; Eurotiomycetes; Eurotiales; Aspergillaceae. Bases 127 to 999 code for a protein of 290 amino acids. Gene Ontology annotation, molecular function: phosphatidylinositol-3-phosphate binding; ubiquitin binding; metal ion binding. Gene Ontology annotation, cellular component: ESCRT-0 complex. Gene Ontology annotation, biological process: protein transport to vacuole involved in ubiquitin-dependent protein catabolic process via the multivesicular body sorting pathway; protein targeting to vacuole. The record is from RefSeq and is a predicted model, not a curated record.
CCAUACUUAUACCUGUCUCUCCUAUUUUAUUCUACUCAUUAUUCUUACUAUCUUCCUCUCUAUACCACUACUAUCUCACUACUAUCUAUAUCACUACAUCUCUACCAUCCUCUACCAUAUUUGAUUAUGGCUACUCACGUUAUCACUCCCACUACUACUACUACAAACCAACAAAUCUCUCUCUACGGCCAUCCCUCGCCCGCUUCUUCGAAUAAUACCACCCCCACUACCACCACCAACAGCUCUCCCACUUCUCCUCGUCUCUCCUCUGCUACUCUGAAUCAAUUGCCCCUUCAGUCUCGUCAACUGCGUCCUCCCAAGGCUCCUCUCUAUGUCCCUGCGGCUCUGCGCCCGACCGAACGUCCUCAGAGACACUCGCCCCCUACUCCUCCGCGCAGUGUGCAUGGCUCGCUUGACAGUCUGAGCAACAGCGACUCCGAGGUUCAUGAGCCUAUCAGUCGUCGCUCCACCAUGGAUAGCACCACCAGCAGCAACGGUAUUAUCAGCAAGUUGGCCGAGGAUGAGUGGAUGAAGAAUGAAGACUUGGGUUCGGUUACUGGUUUGCCCACCAGAGACCACUGGAAAGCGGACUCGGCUUCUUCCAACUGCGACUCUCCCACCUGCCGCUCCUCCUUCGGUCUGUUCCUGCGUCGACACCACUGUCGUCACUGUGGUCAUGUCUUCUGCUCCUCGCACACUCCUCACCUCGUUCCUCUCGACCAGAAUGCUCGUUUCCACCCUGACGGUGUGCCCUCUCGCACCUGUGAUCUCUGCUGGCACGCCUUCUCCCGCUGGGAGGAGUCUCGCACUGAACGUCUGAACAAGAUUCAGAGUGUCUUGGAUGCACAACAAACUGGUCCGUCCGAGAUCUCCCAAGACUCGGAUGUCUCGGACGUUUCUCAGGAGGACACCUCCAAGUCCACUCUCACGCCUCCUCUCGCUCAGACUGGUGAAAUCGCAGCCAGUGUUCCUCGCGGCUGGAACUGGAGCACUUUCUAAUUUACUCGUUACGAUACCCUACUGCCGCGGCGCUCUAAUACUCAACUCCAUACGCCCGCUAGACUGCUUGCAUUGCUUGCAUAUGCGCACGAUUUUUUUUU